This is a messenger RNA of Penicillium chermesinum, 1146 nucleotides long. RefSeq names its product cytochrome b5 reductase family protein. Gene Ontology annotation, molecular function: oxidoreductase activity. Lineage: Eukaryota; Fungi; Ascomycota; Eurotiomycetes; Eurotiales; Aspergillaceae. The transcript has a single exon. The record is from RefSeq and is a predicted model, not a curated record. Bases 1 to 1146 code for a protein of 381 amino acids.
AUGAGACCGACCAUUCCCUCGUACGGCACCCGUAGCCGGAAUCUACGGGUAACAGUUCGCUCUCGCUAUGCAUCGACCUCAACCUCCAAAGCGGACUCCCCCGCUCCAGCUCCCCGGAGAAAUCGCUGGCUUGGGAUUGCUCUCGUGACUGCUGCGGCUGGAGUAGCUGGCGCGUACAUUCGGUCGCAAGACCCCGGGUCUGCUACCCUGAACCAGGAGACGUUCACCAAGUAUAGCCUUGUGUCCAGGGAGUCCGUCUCGGCUACUAGCAGUCUCUUCACCCUUCGACCGCGGAUACCGAGUGGUGGUAAUUACGAUGUCUACGAGAACGCCUGGCGCACAGGGAUAUGGAGUGUGAUGUUCAAGCAGCCCCAGUUGCAGAUUGGUCGCGACUAUACACCUCUACCAGUGACAUCAGCGACGCCAUUGACCGUGGACGAAGAGAACGAAGGGUACCUCCGCUUUUUUAUAAGGAAGGAUCCAUUUGGGGAGGUUACCCGGUACCUCCACAACUUGAAGAUCGGAUCUGAUAUUGAGAUGCGAGGUCCCAAAAUUGAAUUUGCUAUUCCGGAUGAAACUCAGGACGUCUUGUUCAUUGCUGGAGGCACGGGCAUUGCCCCGGCAUUGCAGGCUGGUCACUGCUUGUUGAGCCGCACAACGGAGAACCACCAACCGAAGAUACACAUCCUUUGGGCUAGUCGGCGACGAGAGGAUGCUCUCGGCGGUGAAAGCGAUACUCCUGAGGCUCCGGUGUCGCAAAAAUCCUGGUUCUCAGGUUGGUUCAGCUCUGGAAACAACAGUCCGUCCAUUGGGCCAGUAUCGAACGCACCGAACCCCGCAAAGUCUCUAAUUGUGAAGGAAUUGGAGGGGCUCAAAUCACAGUACCCCGGCCAAGUCACUGUGGAUUAUUUUUUGGAUGAAGAUAACCAUUUUAUUAGUAAGAAGCAUAUUGCAAAUUUCGUGAAAACACGGCCACCCUCGGAUGGUUCCCGCAAAGGGAACCUGAUCCUGGUGUCAGGGCCAGCAGGAUUCAUCAGUUAUAUGGCCGGGCCAAAAAUUUGGGCCCAAGGGCAGGAGCUCCAGGGUCCUGUUCAAGGAAUUAUAAGAGAUUUGGACCUCAAAGGAUGGGCUGUGUGGAAACUUUGA